AAUUUAAUUCUCGAACCAACAACCGUAACUAAUAGUGCCAGAAAGUUGAGAAUUAAGUCUUUAGGUAGGCAACCCUGGUUUUCACUUGUCAACUGUAUUUGACAGCUUAAAAACGCAAGGAGUGCAGCAGAAGUCUGUGGUCAGGUCAGUCUGUUCUUUGUGGCGGUGAGUCCCGAGCCCGGCUCACAUUUCACUGUGCGAGUUGAUCGGUCGGCGUGCUCGAUCUCGAGUGGUGGGCAAAUCAACUCUCUGGGGCAAAUGAUCAGAGCAAUAGCGUUGGUUACGGAUGACAGUCGUCAAAAGUGUUCUGAGCGAGCAGGUGUGAGAUGGGUGGUCAGUAGUGACUUCUUCCAUGGCCGGCCAAUUGGAAGUGGUUAAACUUCCUCAUCAUGAAAGAAUGGAAGUGUGUACUUCAAGAGCAAAGUACAGGCAAGGAAGAAAAUUUACUGCGAUAAAGGUAUAUACUAUAAAUGAUGAAUCACAACACUUGAUUAUUUCCCGAGUACCUGCAUUGGGUUUACAAGAUGAGCUAAGAAAAUUGUGUUCACGAUAUGGCGAUGUUAUAUCUUUGGUUUUUAUUCCAAAUUAUGAAGGAGAAGAAUUUACAGAAGCUUAUCAUGUUCAGUAUUCUAGAAUACAGUCGGCAAGAUUUGCAAAGACUCACCUGGAUGAUAAAUCUUACUUUGGUAGUGUUUUACAUGUGUGCUAUGCUCCUGAAAUGGAGUCAAUUGAUGAAACUAGAGCAAAACUAAUACAGCGUAGGAAAGAAGUUGCGAGAAAGACACGAGGUGGCCAGAAUGUGACGCGGACAUCAAAUGCACCUAAACAGUAUCACAGGCAAAAGAAACAUCCUGCCCUGCCGCUCACUGCAGAGCGCCUGUCAGCAGCAGCAGCCCAAAACCCACACUGCAUUUGGCAAGGAAUUCCACUUGACAUAGAUCCCAGACUGCAAACCUCUGAAGUUUCUAAGACAGAAACUGUUUAUGGUCCUGUGAAACCUGACAAAAAAUGGAUUGAAGCUGGUGUCAGAGAAAGGAAAAUAAUAUCGCUGAAGAAAUUACCAUCUUCUAAUUCACAUCUUCAAUCCACAUCAGAGGCAAAUUCAAAUAUGCUGGAAAGAAAAACAAGUGACAACACUCCUGGUCCGUUACCAGUUCUUAGAUUUAUACCUACCCAAGUGAAAACUGCUCGAAGGAUUGUGUUUAGAAAUGAGUCUCAGAAAAGAUUGAACAGUGAUUCUGAACAUGAAAGUACAUCAGCAGCUUUGGGAAGUCUGACUGUGGAAGAAACUAUAUUAAGUGUGCGGAAGAAAAUAAGAGCAGUAAGUGUUCCAAGUGGGAGUAGCCACAACUCGUGGCCUACACUCACACCAACAGAUGAAGUUUCUCAGUUGAACUGUGACAACAUGCUUGCCCAAAAUAUCUCAGGACUUGGCAUGUCUUCAGAUAGUGUGAAGAAUAUAUUUGAUUGGAUAGAUUACUUAGUGUUUGCUUUAUCGUUAAUUUUAUCAACAUGCAUUGGUGUGUAUUUUGCAUUUUUUGCUGCAAAAAAGCAAAAUACAACAUCCGAAUAUUUGAUGGGUGGAAGAACAAUGGGUAUAUUUCCUAUAUCCAUGUCAUUAAUAGCAAGCUACAUAUCUGGAAUUUCACUCUUAGGCCUUCCAGCUGAAAUGUACGUUUAUGGUACUCAAUAUUGGAUGAUAGUUGUCCCAGAAUUCUUCGUGAGUGUAACAAUGAUUGUAGUGUAUUUGCCUGUGUUCUACAAGCUUCGAAUAACUUCUUCUUAUGAGUACUUGAGAAUGAGAUUCAGCCAACCUGUACGUCUAUUGGGGUCAUGCUUAUUUCUUGUCAAAAUGGGUGGAUUAAAAGCUGUUGUGUGGACAGACACACUCCAAACAAUACUUAUGACUGGUGGUGUAGUUUUAGUUUUGAUUCUUGGAACAAUUUUUGUUGGAGGUCCUCAAGUUGUGUUGGAAAGAAGCAUGGAGAGUGGUAGACUUGAAUUUUUAAAUUUUGAUUUUGAUCCAACAAUUCGCCAUACAGUUUGGGGUGUAUGUUUUGGAAAUUAUUUUAGCUGGUUAGCUGCAUGUUCUGUCAAUCAAGCCAUGGUGCAAAGAUGCCUUGCAAUGCCCACUUUAGGAAAGGCAAAUAUAACUGUACUAAUAUUAGCUCUAGGUAUUUUUAGUUUGGUAAGCAUGAGCUGUUAUACAGGUCUUGUAAUUUACGCAAUGUUCUAUAAUUGUGAUCCUAUUUCUACAAAG
Gryllus bimaculatus (two-spotted cricket) is the source of this 2260-nucleotide messenger RNA. The record is from the annotation of a GenBank genome assembly. Lineage: Eukaryota; Metazoa; Arthropoda; Insecta; Orthoptera; Gryllidae.